Dipodomys ordii (Ord's kangaroo rat) is the source of this 933-nucleotide messenger RNA. RefSeq names its product vomeronasal type-1 receptor 90-like. Gene Ontology annotation, cellular component: membrane. NCBI's taxonomy places the organism in Eukaryota, Metazoa, Chordata, Mammalia, Rodentia, Heteromyidae. The record is from RefSeq and is a predicted model, not a curated record. Bases 1 to 933 code for a protein of 310 amino acids. Gene Ontology annotation, biological process: G protein-coupled receptor signaling pathway. Gene Ontology annotation, molecular function: pheromone receptor activity. The transcript has a single exon.
AUGACAACUACCCCAGGUGACACUGUUUUCAGGCUCCUCUUUGUGUCUAAGGUGUGUCUGGGCAUCCUGGGGAACUGUAUCGUCUUCCUGCUGUACGCGUACAGCUCUGUGUGCAAAUCACGGCUCCGGAAGCCCAUUGCCAUAGUUUUCAUGCAUCUGACCCUGGUCAACGCCUUGACCAUCAUUUUUGAGUCCAUGCCCUUCAUCGUCUCCUCGUUUGGAGUCCUGUGUUUCUGGGAUGAUGCCACAUGUAAAGCGAUGCUGUUCCUGUUCAGGGUCAUGCGGGGACUGUCCACCUGCACUACCACCUUCAUGAGUGCUUUCCAGGCCCUCACCAUCAGCCGCACCCCUGCCCAGAGGGCUUGGCUGAAAAGUCGACCCUCCACCUGCAUCCUUCUUUCGCUGCUCUCCUUAUGGAUCUUGAAUCCCAUCGUGUAUUUUGAAAUCAUCACAAAUGUGCAAUCAAAUUGCAAUUCCACCAUCAUGAGCAUGGGAUAUUCUCAUCCCUACUGUCAAACGAACUUCAUUAGGGCCACCCCAAUGCCCAUUAUCAGCUCUUUUGUGCUGCUAGAUGCUCUGUUCGUGGUCCUCAUGGUGGCCCCCAGCCUCUACAUGGUGACACUCCUCUACCGACACCGCCGCAGAGCCCAGCACCUCCACAGUCCCAUCCUUGACUCCCAGACAGCGCCCGAGAACACAGCCACUCACACAAUCCUGCUGCUGGUCAGCUGCUUCGUGUUCUUCUAUUGUUCCAACAACAUCGUGAUUAUGUAUUCCUUGUGGACGCUGGAGAAAUUGAACAAAUCCAAGGGUGUGCUUCUGAUGUUGUCCUUCAGCUACCCCACUCUAUGCCCGUUCUUACUCAUGAAGAAUAACAGAAUGGUUUCGCGAUGGUUCACUCACUUAUGUUAUACCAAGAAUGAUCCAUUUUAA